This is a messenger RNA of Populus trichocarpa (black cottonwood), 1858 nucleotides long. RefSeq names its product heterogeneous nuclear ribonucleoprotein 1. The record is from RefSeq and is a predicted model, not a curated record. The coding region runs from base 163 to 1416 and encodes 417 amino acids. The transcript is spliced from 2 exons. Gene Ontology annotation, molecular function: RNA binding. Lineage: Eukaryota; Viridiplantae; Streptophyta; Magnoliopsida; Malpighiales; Salicaceae.
CAACAAAAAAGCCCGCAAGGCAUCGGAAAAAUAAACAAACCCUAGCCCAAAACUCCCACCCUCCUCCUCCUCCGUUCUCUGUCUCAGAGUCAGAGAGAGUUACAUCAGUCUGAAAAAACUUUCAGUUGACUGCUUCCACAUACACACACAGAAGAGAAGAGAAUGGAUUCGGACGAAGGAAAGCUGUUCGUAGGAGGAAUAGCAUGGGACACAACCGAAGACACGCUAAGAGACCACUUCAACCAGUACGGUGAGGUCUCUCAGGUUGUCAUAAUGCGUGACAAGACCACUGGUCGUCCUCGUGGCUUUGGUUUUGUCGUUUUCUCCGAUCCCUCUGUUCUAGAUCCUGUUCUUCACGAUAAACACACCAUCGAUGGCCGUACUGUGGAGGCGAAAAGGGCUUUAUCGAGAGAAGAACAGCAUACAUCAUCUAGAACCGGGAGUUUUAAUGGUGGUAGAGGCUCUGGUGGUGCAGGGGAUUUUAGGACGAAAAAGAUUUUUGUUGGUGGCUUGCCUUCCACCGUGACAGAAGAUGGAUUCCGUCAGUAUUUUCAAAGUUAUGGUCAUGUAAAUGAUGUUGUAGUAAUGUAUGACCAGCAGACUCAAAGGCCUCGUGGAUUUGGAUUUAUCACCUUCGAUUCUGAAGAUGCAGUUGAUAAUGUACUCCAGAAGACCUUUCAUGAGUUGAAUGGUAAACUUGUAGAGGUAAAACGAGCACUCCCAAAAGAUGCAAAUCCAGGUAGUGAGGGGCGUGGUAGUGGCUAUCGUAGUUAUGGCUCCGCUGGAGCCAAUGUAAAUGCAGCUGAUGGUCGAAUGGAUGGAAACCGGUAUAUGCAGCCCCAAACUUCUGUAGGUGGUUACCCACCUUAUUCUGGAUAUGCUGCUCAUGGUUAUGGUUACGGAGCAGCAAACAGUGGAGUUGGUUAUUAUGGCAGUUAUGGUGUUAGUGGUUAUGGUGGUGGAAAUGGCGGAUAUGGUACGGGAGUGUAUGGCAUGUCUGCUGCUGUAAAAAAUAGUUGGGGCAGCCAAGCUCCUUCGAGUUAUGGUGCUUCCGGCUAUGGUGCAAAUGCAGGCUAUGGGGCUGCAUUUCCCUGGAGUGCUUCUGGUAGCGGUGGUUCUGCUUCUGCUCCUAUGGGUCAAUAUCCAACUGGAGCGUCUGGGUAUGGAAAUCAAGGCUAUGGUUAUGGUAAUUAUGGUGGAAGUGAUGGUCCUUAUUCUGGUGGCUAUGGAGCUACUGGAGGGCGUGCUGGGAAUGCUCCAAAUGGCAGUGCCAGCAAUGGAGCUGGUGGGGGAGAGCAACAGGGGAGUGGGAGCUACUAUGGUGACAGUAAUGGGAAUUCAGGAUAUGCAAAUGAAGCCUGGAGGUCUGAUCCUUCGCAAGCCUCUGGUGGUUACGGUGGUGCUCAUUCAAGAUAGGCAUCGCAUCAGUAAUUGAUGAUGCCUCAGGUUCUUGUGAGAAUUCAUAAUUAGGCAUCUAGUAUUCUUUCAGUAGUGGAAGGAUGGAAGUAUGCUCGCAGCAAAUCAUGGGAAUGGCUGGAUUGCUUUAACCCAGUUGUAUUUUGCACUUGCUUUCUGCUAGUAUAUAAUGGCUAGUAGUUCCAAGUAGUAGCUACAUCAUUUCUCUGAUAGCAUUUGCUUUUCAAGUCACAAUUGUUAGCUUCAAGUCGUAUUUUUGUUUAAUUGUUUACCUCUUUAUCUGUUUAAGCUUGGAGUGUUGUUCUGAGCCUUUUCUGUUAUUAUAUUGAUGUUGCUUAUGUAGGCAUCUGAUUGAAGGCUCUUUAUUAGUUAGCAUCUGUUGAUCUGUGUGUAUUCAAUGCUAUUUUGAGUAUAUGUUAUUAGAAGUCUGAUUUUCAUAGCA